UGUAUAUUACUACAAGAGGGCAGGACAAAUAAUCUUGAGACAUACAUUGUCAUAAUUGUAUUAAACUAAAAAGAAUAUUAGAAUAAAAAUUAAUGAAUUAAGGAAUUAAAGAUUUUAACUAUUGUAAUUUAUAAAUGUUGAGAUUGUUUAAAUGUAAAUAAAAGUAUGAGUACACAGAGAGGAAAUUCUAACCGAUCAAGACCACAAAAAUAUCAGAAUCAGACUGCUUUUAAAAAUGAUUUACAUGACAAAUCAAAUAAAACAAAAUGUAUUAAUAGCAUAGAAGUUGCGCACGUAUGUGAGAAAUGUAAGAAAAUAAUUGAAUGGAAGAUCAAAUACAAAAAAUACAAACCUUUAAAAGCAGCUGCAAAAUGUAUCAAAUGUGAACAGAAAGCAGUAAAACAUGCUUAUCACAAUAUGUGUUUAUCUUGUGCUGCGGAAUAUAAAGUGUGUCCAAAAUGUGGCAGUAAAGGUGACAUUAUUAAAGCAGAACCUAGUAAAGAAGAAAUUGCAAAAUCAGAUGUGGAGUUACAGAAUUUGCUCAAAGGAUUAUCUGAGAGGAAACGUAGAACGUUCAUACGUUACAUGAAUAACAAAGCUACAAAUAAGAAAAGGAAAUCCAUCAAAGAAAACAAAGAGGAAGAUACAGAUGAAGAGGAGGAACAAGAGAAUAACUGUAUUACAAAAGAUGCGUUGUCCAAAGAAAAUUUGUUAUUAAAAUUAAAAUCCCUAAUGAUUAAAGAUGAUGAUGAUAACUCGGAUAUUGAUAAUGAUAGUGACUCAGAUUUGUUUUUGUAGAAAAAAUAAAACAUUUAUAC
Molecule: messenger RNA, 818 nt
Organism: Frieseomelitta varia
Lineage: Eukaryota; Metazoa; Arthropoda; Insecta; Hymenoptera; Apidae
Exons: 2
Coding region: 166-798 (210 amino acids)
Source: RefSeq, a predicted model, not a curated record